Messenger RNA from Oncorhynchus tshawytscha (Chinook salmon), 1321 nucleotides. RefSeq names its product V-set and Ig domain-containing protein. The record is from RefSeq and is a predicted model, not a curated record. Lineage: Eukaryota; Metazoa; Chordata; Actinopteri; Salmoniformes; Salmonidae. The transcript is spliced from 3 exons. Gene Ontology annotation, cellular component: plasma membrane. The coding region runs from base 168 to 1040 and encodes 290 amino acids. Gene Ontology annotation, biological process: regulation of osteoclast development; regulation of bone resorption; regulation of actin cytoskeleton organization.
UGUGUAGGACAGUGUGUUAGAUGAGGGAAAUACGCUAUAGAAUCUCAUAUGAUCUGUACUGGAAUGACUGGCAGUCACGGGACAGUGUCUGAGAAACAGUGAGUCAGGUGAGGAGACAAACAUAGAAUCCUCCCUCCAUACUCUAUCCUUAACACAGCAGUCUCAGCAUGGACACCCGGUCACUCUGCAGAAUGGUGAAUCUCCUAUUGUGCUUCAUGGAAGUCCUGGGCGCUGCUUCGAACGAUGACGGCUGGUCUAUGAAGGUUCAGGCGGAGGUGCGUGCCAUGGAGGGCUACCCAGUGGUGCUGCCUUGCUCCUUCACCCACCCCCACCACACGCUGCACUCCUCCCUGCAGGUGGUGUGGCGGCUGGGCCACGGCCAGGGCUCUACGGUGCUCUACCACUGCUCCUCUUCCACUGGGGCCAGGACCUGCCAGCCAGGCCCUCAGCAGGACCAGCGUUAUCGCCUGGAGGGGAAUCCCCGAGAGCACGACCUCUCCUUGCGCAUCAACAGCGCCGCCCUGCAGGACAACGGACGCUACUACUGCCGUGUGGAGGUCCCCGGACACGCACACGCCAGCUACGAGGAUAAGAUGGGCACACGGCUUAGAGUGGAGGCUGCCCCACGAAUCCUGGGACUGUCAGUGGAAGGCAGUGAGGAAGCUGGCUACAGGGCUCAGUGUCGUGUCCAGGGCUCUCCCCUACCUGACGUCCAGUGGCUGGGGCCUGACCAGCUCAUGGAAGGCUCCGACAUCUCUCCCCUCUCCCAGGAGUCCCUCGAGCAACAUUACACCACCAGUCAGCUCCGGGAUGUCCUCCCUGGGCAGCAGUACACAUGUAGUGCCUCCAACCCCCUGGGGAAGGACCAGGCCACCCUGUACAUGCUGCCCCCCAGGCAGGUGCAGGUCUCUGGGGAGGCCCCUCCGCUGCUGCUCCUGCUCUCCCUCUCCCUGGGGUUCAAGGUGCUCCUGCUGCUCGGGGUGGUAGUCUGGCUGCCGCAGGGAGGAGGCCCAGCAUGGCUCAGAUGCUGGUUCAAAUGAUACACUGUUUGCAUACGCAUACACACUAAUCCAAAUGUUUUAACUUUUCAUACAUUUUUCCAUUUGUCUUCAAUAAAUAAUACAUUAUGGACCUAUUUGUAUAUAAUUCGAUCCCACCUCAUUCCCUACCAAGGGUUUAUAUGUAAUGAAUAGAGUGUAAAUCCUUAGUUUAUUGUUUAUGAAUCUAACUCAUUGGUUGAAAUGUUGUGAUCAUCUAACUAUUUGUCAAGCCUCAAAAUGGGGGCUACACACAAAACCUCUGUACAUUUAAAAGGUGAAGA